AUGGCGUGUGUAGCAGGGAUCUAUUGCGCCAAGGCGGACCCUAAAUCUCUGCUAAGACUCUCGUCUCAGCCGCCUCCCGCAGAGGAGCAGCACUCGUUCCCUUGGAUUCCUGCCGCUGCCGUCCUCUUCCUCACCUUCAGCUGCGGUCAGGCUAUCUAUAGAGCGUGGGCCGACUCCUAUACCAUCUCAUUCAUCGUCACCGCCUACUCUACUCUCCUCGCGCUCUUUUGGUGCCUACGUAGGUUGGACAGGUUGCCCCGCGGCGGCGAUGCCAGUGUCGUCACGGAAGAGAAGUGGCUCAAGUUCGCCGUAUGGCUCCUCUCCCUGGUCCUAAACGGCAUGUUCUCGUUCCGGGUAGGCGAGAUGCUGCCCCCUGCUCUCGCCGCCGUGGUCUGGACAGUGGCCGGAGCGACGACCCUCGUGGGUAUCAUCUACGUCGUCGUCAUAUAUCGCGAGCCCCUCGCGGAUCCUGUUUGCAUCUUCCCACCGCCGUCCAAGGCCGAAACUGUGGCGUAG
Molecule: messenger RNA, 516 nt
Organism: Spirodela intermedia
Lineage: Eukaryota; Viridiplantae; Streptophyta; Magnoliopsida; Alismatales; Araceae
Source: the annotation of a GenBank genome assembly